Lathyrus oleraceus (garden pea) is the source of this 2780-nucleotide messenger RNA. RefSeq names its product G-type lectin S-receptor-like serine/threonine-protein kinase At4g27290. Gene Ontology annotation, biological process: protein phosphorylation; recognition of pollen. Lineage: Eukaryota; Viridiplantae; Streptophyta; Magnoliopsida; Fabales; Fabaceae. The record is from RefSeq and is a predicted model, not a curated record. The transcript is spliced from 7 exons. Bases 3 to 2555 code for a protein of 850 amino acids. Gene Ontology annotation, molecular function: protein serine/threonine kinase activity; ATP binding. Gene Ontology annotation, cellular component: plasma membrane.
AUAUGUUCUAUGAAUUUGAACAAUCACCCAUAAACACAAACAGUGUUAGCAUAAAAUUCAAUCACUCCAAAAUGACCAAUAUUCUCCAUAUCAAAAAAUCUGUUAUUAUUUUCAAUAUAGUAUUCUUCUUGUUCUUCUCUCAAUUAUCCACCGCAAUUGAUACAAUCACUCAAUUUCAAUCUCUUGAUUAUGGCAAUACCUUGGUUUCCAAAGAUGGAACAUUUGAGUUAGGAUUUUUCAGACCAGGUAGUUCCAUAAAUCACUAUGUUGGAAUAUGGUUCAAAAACAUCCCAAAUAGAAGAAUAGUUUGGGUUGCAAACCGUGAUAAUCCAAUAAAAGACAACAAUUCCAAUUCAACCAUGUUGAUCAUAAACAAAGAAGGCAACCUAGUACUACUUGCCAACAACAAUCAAACUCUUGUUUGGUCAACAAACAUCACAACACAAUCUUUGUCUACUACAUCUUCUCAUGUGGCUCAACUAUUAGAUAAUGGAAACUUUGUCAUCCAAGACAAGAAUAAUUUUCUAUGGCAAGGUUUUGACUUUCCCUGUGAUACUUUGUUGCCAGAAAUGAAGCUUGGUUGGGACCUAAAAACUGGUCUUAAUCGUCGAUUAACUUCGUGGAGAAAUUGGGAUGAUCCAUCUUCGGGAGACUUAACUUGGGAUAUGGUCCUUAGUAGUAAUCCAGAAAUUGUUCUGAAAAAAGAAUCAGUUGAGUUCUAUAGGAGUGGUCCUUGGAAUGGUGUUGGAUUUAGUGGAUCACCCGAGUUAAGUGCGAAUCCAAUUAUCGAACAAAAAUUUGUGAAUAAUUCAAACGAAGUUUACUACACAUAUAGUCUUGUGAGCAAGAGUAAGGUUUCAAUAAUUUAUUUGAACCAAACAAGUGGUCUUCGUGAACGUGUUAUAUGGAUUCCAGAAGACAAAGAUUGGAAGACUUUUGCGUCUGUGCCAAGAGAUGAAUGUGAUGCUUAUAAUCUUUGUGGAUCCUAUGGAAAUUGUAUUCCUAGUAAAUCUCCAAUGUGUGAAUGUUUAGAUGGAUUCGAGCCCAAAUUGAAAGAGAAUUGGGACAGGUAUAAUUGGACACAGGGAUGUGUUCGCAAAAUUCACCCUGCAUUAUUUAAAUGCAGGGUGAAUGAUGGUUUUAAAAAGAUUUCUAGAUUGAAAUUGCCGGAAACAAAACAUACUUGGGUUGAUGCUAGAAUGAAAAUUGAGGAUUGUAAGAGAAAAUGCUUGGAAGAUUGUUCUUGUACGGCAUAUUCAAACUUGGAUGUUAAUGGAGAUGGUAGUGGUUGUUGUAUAUGGUUUGGUGAUCUUAUUGGUUUGAAACAGGUUUCAUCAAUUAAUCCAGAUCUGUAUGUUCGAAUGGAUGCCUCCACAUCAGAUUCAAAGGGAGAAGUUUCGAGUGAGAAUAAGAAAAGUCAUACUUUGGCAAUUGCAAUCGCUAUUCCAUUGGUCAUUGUUUUGCUACUCGUGAUCAUAGUCUUCUACAUUUUCACGAGAAAAAGAAAGCAAAGAGAUGAAGAUAAAGAUGAAAACCAACAAGAUUUUGAGCUUCCUUUGUUCAAUCUUUCUACGAUGAUAGAAGCCACCGAUAACUUCUCGGAUGAUAACAAACUUGGAGAAGGUGGUUUUGGGCCAGUGUAUAAGGGUAAACUUGUCUCAAACAAACGAGAAAUUGCAGUCAAAAGGCUUUCAAGAAAUUCGAAACAAGGAACAAAAGAAUUUCAAAAUGAAGUUAUAUUAUGUUCAAAACUUCAACAUCGAAAUCUGGUCAAAGUUCUUGGUUGUUGUAUUCAAGGAAAGGAGAUAAUGCUUAUCUAUGAAUAUAUGCCUAACAAAAGUUUAGAUUCAUUUCUUUUUGAUCCAACUCAAAAGAAACUUUUAGAUUGGUCUAAACGCUUUAACAUCAUAUGUGGAAUCACACGGGGACUUCUUUAUCUUCAUCAAGAUUCUAGAUUGAGAGUCAUACAUAGAGAUCUAAAACCAAGUAAUAUUCUGUUGGACAAUGACAUGAAUCCAAAAAUUUCAGAUUUUGGCUUGGCAAAAAUUUGUGGGGAUGAUCAAAUUGAGGGGAAUACAAACAGAGUUGUUGGAACAUAUGGUUAUAUGGCUCCUGAGUAUGUCAUUGAUGGGCUAUUCUCCGUAAAAUCUGAUGUAUUUAGCUUUGGCAUAUUAUUACUAGAGAUUGUAAGUGGAAAGAAAAAUAAAGGACUUAUCUAUACAAGCAGCAACCAUAGUCUCGUUGGACAUGCUUGGAGGUUGUGGAAAGAGGGAAACUCAAAAGAAUUAAUUGAUGAUUGUUUAGAUAACUCAUAUAUUCUAUCUGAAGCUUUACGUUGCAUACAAGUUGGUCUUUUAUGUCUACAACGCCAUCCAAAUAAUAGACCUAAUAUGACAUCCGUGCUUGCAAUGUUGACAAAUGAAAUUGCUGUAACUCAACCAAAGGAACCUAACUUCUUAAUAGGAGGGGUCUCUAAUGAGGGACAACCUAAUGUGAAAAAUUCAAUUUCUUUUUCAAUCAAUGAAGUUACUAUUUCUUCAUUGGAUGUUAGAUGAAAAUUUUAUUUUAUUCACUUCUAUGUCACAUGGACAUUCAUAUAGUACUUGAUUAACAUUUAGGCAUUCCAUUUUGAUAGUAUAAUGAAGGUUAAAGUGAUAAUUACUCAUUUAGUUUAUUCUAAAGGGAAAUCUUUCAUGCAUAUCCUAUUCAUUUGUUUGUAUCAUCAUUAUUGUGUUGUUAAUGUAGUUAUCUUAAAAUGAGUAUGCAUCAACUUAUAAGUA